This is a messenger RNA of Eurypyga helias (sunbittern), 1091 nucleotides long. It is a transcript of the gene MBIP, whose product is annotated as MAP3K12 binding inhibitory protein 1. The record is from RefSeq and is a predicted model, not a curated record. NCBI's taxonomy places the organism in Eukaryota, Metazoa, Chordata, Aves, Eurypygiformes, Eurypygidae. The annotation marks the transcript as partial. Gene Ontology annotation, cellular component: cytosol. The transcript has 8 exons.
CUUAACCUUGGAGACGAUAUCGUGAAAGUUGUAAUUGAUUGGAGCAAGCUUCAAAACACAUCGGCACUUCAGCCAACGUUGCUCUUUAGUGCACUUCAGCAGCAUAUUUUAUGUUUGCAGCCUCUUUUAGAAAAACUCCAGUCCUUGAUUAAAGAGGAAAAUAUAGGCCAUGUUGACCCUGCAGGUAAAGCAGAAGGCCAGACUUGUGAAACAAGUUUAGAUGUUUAUGAUGGUAACUGUCAGACUGAAGAAAAGUGUGCAAGUUAUGACUUGGGAGAUCUGAAGGAUACUCAUAUUAAUUUUGAUCCAGAGGUGGUCCAAAUAAAAGCCGGAAAAGCAGAAAUUGACAGGCGGAUAUCAGCCUUCAUCGAGAGGAAACAAGCUGAGAUCAAUGAAAAUAAUGUCAGGGAAUUUUGCAAUGUUAUUGAUUGUAAUCAAGAAAAUAGCUGUGCCAGAACAGAUGCAAUUUUCACACCCUAUCCUGGAUUUAAAAGCCAUAUAAAGGUUUCUAGGGUAGUAAAUACAUAUGGACCUCAGACUAGAUCGGAAGGAUCACAUGGGUCCAGUCACAAAACCAGUGUCCCCGUUCAUGAUUGUGGGAACCAAGCUGUUGAGGAGAGAUUGCAGAACAUUGAAGCACACUUACGGCUACAAACAGGUGGUCCUGUACCAAGAGACAUUUAUCAGAGAAUUAAGAAGCUUGAAGAUAAAAUCCUUGAGCUGGAAGGACUGUCUCCGGAGUAUUUCCAAUCUGUAAGCUGUUCUGGCAAGAGGAGAAAGGUUCAACCUCCCCACCAGAACUAUUCAUUGGCUGAACUUGAUGAAAAGAUCAAUGCUAUAAAACAGGCAAUACUGAGGAAAACGAAAGAAAGCAAGUCCAAGGAGGCUGAGAGGCUUCUUCGAUGAAGAAAAAUCUUUUCAGAAUCAUCAUCAGGCUUUACACAUACCUAAACCGUAGACCUGAGUAGUGUUCAUCAGGGCUGACUUGAGCAAUGAAAAAAAAGCAUGCACAUAAGCUCCUUCUGGAUGAUCUUGAAGGCUUGCUUUCCGAAGAGCUCCAUUAAAAACAAUCUUAACAAAAUAGUGACUGU